GCCCUGUAUUCUUUGCUCCACUGACUUUGUCCCCAGUAAAACUUUUUUAUAUACGUGGGCUUGUUUCUCACAACUGGGGGCUCGUCCGGGAGGACAGAAGCCUCGCCGCCGUGGAGCCAGAGGGCCCUGAAUGGAAGGCGCGCCCCGCUGAGUUCAGGGGUCUCUUCGGUUCCCUCCGGCGCCAUCGGAGGUCGACGGUGACGAUCCCGGCGGGGGACUUGUGGGCCAAAGAGGGGGUAGGGCUCCCUGGAGACCGCGGCAGACGUUACACCUUGUGCACAAGACCCGGGCAACGAAAAGGGGACUUCUCAGCAGGAUGAACUGAAAUUCCACAUGGGACCAGAAAAUGAAACUGCGGUUACUGAGUUCAUCCUAGAGGGUUUCUCGGGGCUUGAUCGACGACUACAGCUAUUUCUCUCUCUGGUCCUUCUGCUCAUCUACCUGACAACAGUGAUGGGGAACGCAACCAUCAUUUUCCUCGUGUGUGUGGAUCACCGCCUGCAAACCCCCAUGGACUUUUUCAUCAGCAAUCUGUCCCUCCUGGAAAUCUGGUUUACAUCCUCCACAAGCAUCAAAUUGUUUCUGAUCCUGGGUUCUGGUAGGAGAACCAUCUCUCUAAGCGGCUGCUUUGCCCAAUCCUAUUUCUAUUUUGCCCUGGGCUGUACAGAAUUUGUUCUACUUGUUGUUACGUCCUUUGACCGCUAUGUUGCUAUCUGCCAGCCUUUGCGUUAUGCUGCCAUCAUGAAGCCUCAGCCCUGCAUCCAGCUGGUUGUUGCUGCUUGGGUCAUAGGCAUCACGCUCCUGAGUUACCGUCUGGUCUUCAUCUACCAGCUGAAUUUCUGUGGCUCAAAUAAGAUCUACCAUUUUUUUUGUGACAGUUCUCCCUUAUUCAGACUGUCCUGUUCUGACACCAGCCUGCUUUGGAAAAUAGACUCUGGUUUAGUAUCAUUUGUCAUACUGACUUCCUUAUGCUUAACUCUGGCAUUUUACACAGGCAUUCUCCUCUGUAUUCUACACCUUCCAGCAACAUUGGGGAGGAAAAAAGCUUUUACUACGUGUUCUUCCCAUCUCACCUCCUUGGCUAUUGCAUAUGGGAGCAGCAUUGCUCUCUACAUGCAUCAUUCAGAAGAUGCUUCCUUGGAGACAAACAGAAUUGUAGCUUUGCUGAACACUGUCCUGUACCCAUUCUUAAACCCCUUCAUCUACAGUCUGAGAAACAAGGCUGUGAUAGCGGCCCUGAGUGAAGCCAUUGGCCGGGCAACACUGCAGAUUUUCCCCUAAUCAUGAUGCAUUUCUGGACAGCAAUUCCAAUGAUCUGCUAUCAUAUGUUAAGUAAUACCAGUGCAGAUGUAUGCCACCUCCAAAGACAGAUGCCUCAGGAGAUUUCUGUUCUUCUUGGGUUGUGUGAGGUUAAGUGAUAAGAAGCUUGUCUGCACAUACCAAGGAAACACUAACCAUGGCAGGAGGAGUAACUCAGUGAAUACCCUGCCCCAGCUGCUCUCAGGCCCAUCACAGCACAGCCAGCAGCUCAUCAGGAACCCAUCUCCACAAACCAAGAAGAGCACAGAGGCACAGUGGCAGGUGGGAAACCAACUUACAAGCUCCUGAGCAAUUAACAUCUUGUCCCAGCUCCUUACAGAGCUGCCCUGGGAGAGCCAUCAGCCUUGUUGUCCAGGUGUAAACCCAUCAAGGUGAGCCACUGAGAGCAGCUCUCUGGAUCACCAUUUGGACUAAGGGGAUUGUUUCCUAGGGGUGGGGGAUACAUUAUGGGAUGCAGGGAAAGAGCAUUUUUGGACUGCACAGGACCUAUUAUGAGCUUUUUAGUGGAGGACCCCAACCAGUGCAGUCCAUCCUAUCUUCUCAUUAAACUUAAUUUCUAACUAUUUCCUGUGUGAGGAAAUCUCUCUUCUGUGUGAAUGUGUGAACAUGGGGGUGUGAGUGCAGCAACUGGAAUAGAACCAGGGUGUCAUACAUCCCAUAUGUCAUUAGUGCCACUGACUGAGAGGCUGGAGUGAAUGAAGUUAAAUUCUAUGUGUGUGACGGGGGUGGUCUGUACCUUCAUCUGGAAAAGGGUGCUGCUUUGGGGGCUUGUAUGUCCAGAUGCCUGCUACUGGGGAGGCUGGUAUCCAGGAGCAGCUACUGAGGACACUGAGUGUCUGACCCCAGCUGCUGCAGGGAUUCACCAUCUACAGGUAUAUAUAUAAAACAGAGUCGAAUCAAAUCAAAUAGAAUAGUUCAGUUGGAAGAGACCUGAAAUGAUCAUCUAGUCCAAAUAGCUGGCCACUUCAGGUCUGACCAAAAGAUAAAUCAUGUUAUUAAGGGCAUUGUCCAAAUGCCUCUAAAACACGGAUGGUAUUGGGGUGUCGAUCACAUCUCUAGGAAGCCUGUUCCAGUGCUUGAGCACUCCUUUGGUAAAGUAGUGCUUCCUAAUGUCAAGUUGAUAGCUCCCCUGAUGCAGCUCUGAAUGAGCUUUGUUGCAGUCCUCUGGACACAUUCAAGUACCUUCACACCCUUCUUACAUUGUGGGGCCCAGACCUGCACACGGUAUUCACAGUGAGGCUGCCCCAAUGCUGAGUACAGCCGGAUAAUCACCUCUCUUCACUGGCUGGUUAUGCCAUGUUUGGAUGCAGCCCAGGAUGCGGUUUGCCAGAGCACAGUGCUGGCUCUUGUUGAGCUGCUGCCCACCAGCACCCCCACAUCCCUUUCUUCAGGGUACUCUCCAGGCACUCCUCUCUCCAGUCUAUACUUGUGUCUGGCAUUAUUUCAUCCCAAAUAUAGUGUCCAGCACUUGUUUUUGUUAAACAACCUGAAUGCUCUGGGUCAUGGAUACAGGCAUGAAACUGAACAGGGCCCAGCAGAGUUCCCUGUGCUGCCCCACAUGUGACCAACUAGGUACACUUGGUAAGUUUAUGCUGACUGCGUCUGGAUACUUUCUUCUAUUUUAGGUGCCCAGAAAAGUCACCCAAGAGGUCUCUAACUGGUGGCAUAUUUCUCACCAAAGUGAGUUUCUACAGCAUGGAGUUCCCUGGGUUGCACUUUUGACCUCUUUCAAAGAUGGGUACGACGUUGGUUUGUCCUCGCUCUGAGGAGACCUCUACCAAUCCCAUGACCUUUCAAAAAGUUGGCUGUGAAGAAAUAUUGACCUUCUGCUGUAUACUUCAUUAUAACUAUGAUGCCUGUUAUAUGGCGUAUAUAAUUUCUCAAAUCUUUCAUACAUUUUCCCCUCUCCUGAUACAAUGACCAUUUAUAAAGUCAUCUUUACAGAUACUGACUGCCUAGACAAAGGCCCUUUCCAUUAUUCUUUAGUUUUCCUCUCCCCAUUAAUCUUUGUUCAUUCAGACACCUCUCAGCUAUGCUGCUGCUUUGAGCUUCAGGGAAUAAAAGCUUGCCAGUCUUUCAGAAGUGUAAUUGUCUCUUUUAGCCAACUCUUUCAUUACGUUUAUGUCUACCUUAAUUUUACUCUAUCUGUCUGUCUAUCUAUCUAUCUAUCUAUCUAUCUAUCUAGCUAUCUAUCUAAAAUAUUUCUCUUAAGAUGAUUCCUUGUCAAAAGGCAACCUCAUUAGCGUAUCUUGUACAUUGCAUAUGGCUGGGGAUUGUGAUUUAUUGUUUAUGAAACUUAAUGAUACUUUUCUUUGAUUGCAAAGAGGAAAAUUAUAUCUGUGCCUGUGUGCAGCCAGUUGUCUAUGGAAAGCAAGUGAGAGAUGGUUCAAUGGAGCUGUAACAUUCAGCUUCCAGAGUUCAGUGCAGUCUGAUGGAAGGCAAAGUGAGACAAGUCCCACGUGGCCAAUGAUAGAAAUGGUGAGGCUGGGGAGGUGCGGAGAAAGGUUGUCCAUACAGUGUCAGAACUCAAGAGACUGUUUUUCCUACCUGUCCAGACCUCCUGCUGAGACCCGCUGGAUCAAUAUCAAUUGCAGAAUGCUUCCAUCACCUCUUUUCUAAACAGAAAAGUACAUAAAAAUAACCUUUAAAAUAAAAAAUAAUUUUAUUAAGUUCUUACUGAAAUCUUCCUCUUUAAGCGCACUAUGAAAUUAUUCCAAUUUACUGUACCAGUCUUGAAAGGUUAAAGAAAAUGAAAGGAAUAUAAAUAGCUCAUUAGGGCUUUCCGUAUUUUAAUGUGCCCCAGGGUGUACUGGGCCAUAAGUCCAUGAACCUCAGAUACUGAGAGGAGCCUGAGCAAAGUACUCAAGAAGUCAAUGUCAGAACCAAAACCCAAAGUACCUUGAAGCAUUGAUUGGCCCCACUGAGGGCCAUUAAUGACAAAGCCUCCCCAUGGCCUCCUUAGGGCGGAUAGUUGGAGGCUCUGAUUGCAGGUAGGCAAAGGCACUGUGCAGGUGGCUGUAAUGCUGAGAAAAUCCUGGAUUUGUUUCCUGAAGCAAAAAUGUCAAACCCUGAUCCCCAGGCCCGGGAAGGCAGAUCCUGACCAUCACACAUGGCUCAGAGCCCUUCCUGGGAGCAUUGGGGUGUGAGGGUGAGCAAUGUCAAGUAUAGAAAAAAUGUAUAAUAUGGGGGUCUACAGCUGGCCUGAGGACUGCGAGAUGGAGACAACUGACACUAACCUGGAUAAGACAGCCGUGUAGCCGUGAAAAAGAAGAAGAGGCUGAGACUGCAGCUUGAUAAGACAGCCGUGUACCCAUGAGAAAGAAGAAGAGGCUGGGACUGCAGAUGUAAACAACUUAACAGAACAUGAGAACAGCAGAAACCCUGCAAGAAAAACAGCGGAUGUGGCAAGAAGGAUAAGGUCAUCCAAUCAUGAACUGUUGGGCUUGGGUUGGACUAAUAAACUAAGAACACAUAUGCUUAAGAAAUAUAUAUGCAAGGCUUGUAAGACAAUAAACUUGGGCUUUUGGCUUCUGGC
Molecule: messenger RNA, 4855 nt
Organism: Tyto alba (common barn owl)
Lineage: Eukaryota; Metazoa; Chordata; Aves; Strigiformes; Tytonidae
Product: olfactory receptor 49-like
Biological process (GO): G protein-coupled receptor signaling pathway
Cellular component (GO): membrane
Molecular function (GO): G protein-coupled receptor activity; olfactory receptor activity
Source: RefSeq, a predicted model, not a curated record